AUGAACUGUUAUUGUGUGGAACUCAAGGAAGAGAAGGCAAAGUCUCAUUUCGAGAAGAUGGAUGAGCUUAACUUUGUUAACAACUCGUUGCCGUUUAACAACAUGAUGUCAAUGUACAUGCGGUUAGGUCAACCAGAAAAGGUUCCUCUGCUUGUUGAUGCGAUGAAACAGAGGGGUUUACUUCCUUGUGGGAUCACUUACUCUAUAUGGAUGCAGAGCUGUGGAAGUUUGAAUGAUUUAGAAGGGUUAGAGAAGGUUAUAGAUGAGAUGGGAAAAGACUGUGAAGUUAAAACCACUUGGAAUACAUUCUCUAGCUUGGCUGGGAUCUAUACUAAAGCUGGUCUUUACGAGAAGGCGGAGUCAGCUCUGAGAACCAUGGAGGAGAAGAUGAAUCCUAACAACCGAGACGCACAUCAUUUUCUCAUUAGCUUGUACGCUGGAAUCUCAAAGGCUUCUGAGGUUGAACGAGUUUGA
Molecule: messenger RNA, 474 nt
Organism: Eruca vesicaria subsp. sativa (arugula)
Lineage: Eukaryota; Viridiplantae; Streptophyta; Magnoliopsida; Brassicales; Brassicaceae
Source: the annotation of a GenBank genome assembly